Molecule: messenger RNA, 835 nt
Organism: Amoebophrya sp. A25
Lineage: Eukaryota; Dinophyceae; Syndiniales; Amoebophryaceae
Source: the annotation of a GenBank genome assembly
CCGGAUCAGCCGACGUUAAAAUCGCAGAUGGAACAGAGGAAAUUCCUGAUGCUCCUGGAGCUGCGUUAUCAAGUUUGUUGCAGACUGCGCAAGCAUCAAGGGAUGAUGAGAAAAUUGCUAAGGCUAGUUACUAGAAGAUGCGCUGACACCUUGUUUAUCUCGGCGACGACCUCAGUGUCAGUCGGCUGUCUCUGUAAGAAGGGACUCGAGAAUAAAGAGGUCGUUGGCGAAGAUCGCUAUUUUUCAUCUAAGUAUCCCGAAGGCUUUUUGCGCAUAAAUUUUGUUACGUCUUCAGAUGCGCCGCAUCAACUCGUAUCCGUUCGGAUCGCACUGCCCCACUGCGCUGAUGAAGGCCAAAAUGGAGGUCAUGCGCCGACCGAUGCUGUGGUGGAAUCGAGAACAGCAUCCGGCGCGCCCUCGGCAGCGAAAGAGCCCUCAACAGCGAAGGAGGUUUCAACAGCAGCGAGCAAUCCCUCUCCGGGUGGUUACACCGAUACUGGAGCUUUACUUGCAUCAUCGUCCAUUGAGCAGACGCCUUUCAAUACGGACCGAUCCGGGACUCGUGAAAAAAUACCUGCAGAGACGACCACUCAGACGAGCUCAACCACCGAGACUGUCACCACUACACUAAGAAGAUCAGGCGCGUGAUGUAAAACAGUUGUUACUUGUUUCAUGCCCGUAUAGAUGAAUGUAGAUGAAGUAGUACAUCGAGAUGGUAGAUCAUUGAUAGGAGCCCUUCUGUUGAGUCUGUUUUCUGUUUAUUUAUUCGGUAGUAUGGUUUUUCGUCUUCACUUUACAAGAUGUAGCUGUAGAGCUCGAAUAGUGACGGUGGUAA